UAAACAGUUAAAACCCUACGGUUCUCCACCCGCUUAGCCCGGCACCUCCGCUCAUCCCUUCUCUCCAACAAGCCUUCAUUUUUUUUUUCUAGUGUCACUCCACUAACUAAAAUCACCUGAGAAAACCAACAGCACACACGAUGAAUCAUCUCUUCAGGAAAUCAGCAUCAAUCGCUUCUAUACUAUCGAGACAAGCUCGAACUUCUUUGAUCUCAGUAGAGCCAUUUUGUAUUGCUUCUGCUGCAAUAUCUACCGAAUCUGUUAGAGAUGCCAUCUUUAGCAGUGAAAUUGGUUCAUCUUCGUUUUCAAAGUUGCCGGCGAAGUUCGAGUUUGGUUUGCGAUAUAGGGGUUUUCAUUUCUCAACUGUCCCGCUUGAAUUUAAGUCUUCUACAGUUACACGAGCGGAAUACGCUGUUGAUGAUUUCGAAGAUGAUGAGAAGUCGUCGGGGAAAAGGGUUGGUGGUGAGAAAGAUGAGGGGCUUGAGAUUGCCAAGCUUGGGAUUGCUCCCGAAAUUGUUUCUGCUCUUGCAAAGAAAGGAAUUACUAAGCUGUUCCCAAUUCAGAGGGCUGUGCUGGAACCAGCAAUGCAGGGGCGUGACAUGAUUGGUCGAGCUAGGACAGGAACAGGGAAGACUUUAGCUUUUGGCAUUCCCAUUAUGGAUAAAAUAAUCCAAUUCAAUGCCAAGCAUGGGCGUGGAAGAAACCCUUUAGCCUUAGUGUUGGCUCCAACAAGAGAACUUGCACGGCAAGUUGAGAAGGAAUUUCAUGACUCCGCACCCAACUUGGACACACUUUGCGUCUAUGGAGGUGUGUCAAUUUCACAUCAAAUGAGAACUCUUAAUUAUGGUGUUGAUGUAGUUGUUGGCACUCCUGGUCGCAUUAUUGAUCUGCUCAAGAGAGGUGCGUUGGUUUUGUCGGAGGUUCAGUUUGUUGUUCUUGACGAGGCAGAUCAGAUGCUUGCUGUGGGCUUUGAUGAAGAUGUUGAAAUAAUAUUAGAGAAGUUACCCCAAAAGCGUCAGAGCAUGAUGUUCUCUGCCACAAUGCCAAGCUGGAUAAGAAAGCUCACCCAGAAGUACCUGAAUGAUCCAUUAACUAUUGAUCUAGUAGGGGAUUCUGAUCAGAAACUGGCAGAAGGGAUUACUCUAUAUUCAAUAGCAUCAGACAUGUAUGGGAAGGCAUCAAUUAUUGGUCCUCUAAUAACGGAACAUGCUAAAGGCGGCAAAUGUAUUGUUUUCACCCAAACUAAACGUGAUGCUGAUCGGUUGGCAUAUUCUAUGGGGCGCAAUUUUAGAUGUGAGGCUUUGCAUGGGGAUAUAUCACAGAAUCAGAGGGAGAGGACACUUUCAAGCUUCCGGGAUGGGCAUUUUAAUAUCUUAGUCGCUACGGAUGUUGCGGCUCGUGGGCUUGAUAUACCUAAUGUUGAUCUGAUAAUACAUUUUGAACUUCCUAGUACUUCAGAGAUGUUUGUUCAUAGAUCUGGCCGAACUGGCCGAGCUGGAAAGAAGGGGACUGCUGUUCUCAUUUAUACAGAUCAACAACAGAGGGCUGUCAGAAUGAUUGAGAGGGAUGUUGGAUGCAAGUUUAAUGAGCUCCCCAGGAUUGCUGGUGAGGCCGGAGAUCAGGGUUUGUUUGGUGAGAUGGGUGGUGGUGGUCGGUUUGGCUCAAGAGGUGGCCGAUUUAGUGACUUUGGUCGUUCUGGUGAUUUUGGUGGUGGUCGGUCUGGUGGCUUUGGUGGGUCAUCAGGUCGCGUGGGUGGCUUUGGUGAAUCAGGGCCUAGUCGGUUUGGUUCUUAUGGUGGAUCUAGUUCUGGUCGAUCUGGUGGUAGAUUUGGCAGCUAUGGCUCAAGCCGCUCUGGCAACUAUGGUGGUUCUGGUGAUUUUGGUAGUUCAGGUCGUUCGAGCAAUUCUCGCGAAUUUGGUGGUUCAGGUCGUCCAAGUGGUUUUGGGGACUCAGGUUCGAGUCGCUUCGGAGGAUCCAGUUCAAGACGCUUUGGUGGCUUUGAUGGUGGUAAUCCUGAUGAUGAUCGGAGAGCAUUCUGAUUAAAGAUCCACAGAUGGCUAAGGACUCGUUGGAUAAUUUGAUUACCCCAUUCAAUCAAAGAGCUAGUGACUAAAUAUGUAGUUAAAUGUAAGUUUUAGUUUAUCUGGUCAUGUUAAAGUCAUAUAUAGGGAAGAGAAUGAUUGCUAUUUGUACUCUAUUGCGAGUCUUGAAUGAAUAAUUUUUGUUAUAUUCUCCCAUGUAAAUUAUAUUCCUUCUUUGUUCCUAGCCUGCUAGUAUUUCUUGAACGGUUCAUCAAAGGCUGAAGGGAAGAAUGAUCUUGUAUUUUUAUUCUAUUGCAAGUCUCAAAUAACACAAUCUUCUCAUUUUUCACCA
This is a messenger RNA of Macadamia integrifolia, 2373 nucleotides long. RefSeq names its product DEAD-box ATP-dependent RNA helicase 53, mitochondrial-like. Bases 141 to 2039 code for a protein of 632 amino acids. The record is from RefSeq and is a predicted model, not a curated record. Gene Ontology annotation, molecular function: nucleic acid binding; RNA helicase activity; ATP binding. The transcript has 8 exons. Lineage: Eukaryota; Viridiplantae; Streptophyta; Magnoliopsida; Proteales; Proteaceae.